UACUGAAGUUCAUUGCAGUAUGGCACGUGUUAUGGUUUGCUCAUGCAUUUGUAUUUCUAAUGGAACUUUAAUGAAACUACUAGGAGAGUGUUUCAUAGACAGUAUUAGCCGCGUAUGUUACUCUGUAACAGAAGAACGUAAGAAGAUCAUAACACUCAUUUAAAGUCAACAUAAUUGCCAACAUUGUAGCACAGUUAUGUUGGAUGAUAGCACCUGUGUUAGUGAAGUGACAUCAGCUAUAAGCAGAAUCAGAAUGCAGUCAAGUAGUGUAAAUAAGACUCCACUGUCUUCCAGUGAUGAUAUAAAUUUAGCACCACAGUCUCCUAGUUCUCUUGUCAGAGAAUCUCCAGAGAGUCAAUUAACUAACUCAUUUAGGUUGAGGGACAUAAUGCCUUCUGAUGCUGCUACUGUGAAUACAUGUUUUAGGAUCCCUAUUAUUGGAUAUGAGAUAAUGGAAGAGAGAGCCCGGUUUACUGUUUAUAAACUGCGCAUUGAAAACAUUGUUACUGGUGACUGCUGGUUCGUGUUUAGAAGAUACACAGACUUUGUAAGAUUGUUUUCAAAGCUGAAGACUGAUUUUCCAUCUAUAAAAUUGACACUGCCAAGAAAACGUUGGUUUGGAAACAACUUUGAUCCCAUUUUCCUUGAAGAUCGAAUCUGUGGCCUGCAGUGUUUUGUGAAUUCAAUCCUUGAGCAUCAGGAGUUAUGUACUGCUCCAACAGUGCAAGAUUUCUUUUGCCUGAAUGAACCUCCAACAUGUGCAGAGAGUAUGGAAGAAUCUCGGGCAAUAUUUGAAGCACUAGAAGAGACAAUAUAUCAUCUAAGGUGUCAGUUAAAGGAGAAAGAAAUGGAACUGAACAAAGCAAGAAUAUCUCUUGCUGCUGAAAUAAUGAAGAAGGACAAGCUGUCUCAGAUUUUAAGAAAUUCUACAAAGGAUUGUCCUCAAUGUGGUAAGGACUUAACGACCAUAAACUCACCACUUUCUGAAGCAUCUACGUUGAAAGCGAUUGUCAGCGAAGCAACCAAUGGAAGCAGCCCUCAGAAACAAGAAGUGGCACAGGCAAAGGCUCAGCCAUAAGGUCCUUUUCAUGUCUGGUGGAAAGAUGUUAAAAUAAAGCUCAAUUUGUCACUUCCUGCCAGGUUUAAGUUGCUUGCUGUAUUGUUAUUAUAUAAAGUGCCUCUUUCAAGACAUGGACACAGUAACUCUUCCCAAGAGAUAUUAUAUGUAAUAAUCACUCAAAGGCUGUGAUCAGUUCAGUAAGUAUGACAAUACCAUAAAAAUGUAAUUCCAUAGAAGCAGAUGUUUGAUAAGAUAUGCUCGGUAGGAAUAAUUUCACAUUCUAUACAAAAUAUAAAGGGUAGCCCAACAGUAAGUUGUGAGCCAUGUCUGGUUCCGGAGUUGUUUACAUUUAAAUUACUGUAGGGAGUUAGCAGAAUACUCAUAGAAUACAAUAUUUUAUUUAUGUUCUUAUUUAAUGUUUUAUUUCUCUAUUUGUAUUCUCUGAUUCAGUUUCCAUUCCAGUCAGCAAGAUGCAUAGCAAAUUUUUUUAGUAAAGAUACUUCAAGCCACAAUAAAACGAUAUUAAACCAAUAUUAUACUAUUGUUUUCAAUCACUGUAAUUUAUUCAGAACUAAUUUCAUUAUAUUUAAUGCCAGAUAAUUGCAGACACUAUCAGAUCCUUGUUAAGUGAACCUGCUGCAUGAAGUCAUUUAUAUGUAUCUUCAUGUAAUGAUAUGAGAAACAGUUUUAUCUGCUUUUGAGGAGGAGUCUGGAUAUUAGUGUCUGUCCCAUCUCAAAAGUUGAGGUGCACUAUGUUGUAAUUGCCAAUUAUAAGCAAUUAAGACAUAACAGUAUAUCUGUUGACUCAAGUGGCAUAAAUUUGUUUUACAUUCUGUGAAAAUCAGUUGUCUCAUGAAAAAAUUAAAACGAACAUAUGCAUGUACAUACACAACACAUAACAUGUGCUCUUUCCAUAAGAAGAAAAAGUAAGCCCGUUACAAAAUCUGUUUACUUCGAGAAAAUAAUGUUUGAUAGGCUAAGAUGUCUUCAACAAAAUAUCAGCAUCUUCAAAGUUGAACAAAUUUUAUAUUUUCUUUCAUUGCCAUUCAAAUUUUAAAUUAUUCAUCUAUUUUCAUGUGCUUUGAAAAUUAUAUCCUCUCACUAGACAUCAUGAGUCAGACGCAUUUCAUUCAUACUGUUGCUCCUAGCUUGAAUCUUGUUUUCUUUUGGAGAAAUGUCUGUCCGCCCAACAUACCAAAGUACUAUUCUCGGGUUUUUUUUUUUAGAGGGAGGCUGAAUAAAUGACUUUAAGUGCUGAAGGAAGACCCUGCACUGUAUAUUUUACAUGCAUAAUAUCAGUUAAAUUAUCUGUGAUAUGAAGUAAUACAGAUAGAUAAAAUUUCUGUGGUAUGGUUGGAAUUUAAGAACGUCAUCCUGUACAUAAGCUCAGUGCCACAAUGCCUAAAGGUUCAUGUUUGGAAGGUAUUCAGUUCAAUUCUCAGCCAGAAAUUCAGCUUCUCUCACUAGGUUUUCCAUACUUUUGUUUAGUUCUUUUAGAUUAAAGCUGGCAUAAUUCCUUGAAAUAGCUUAGGACCACUUCCAGUCUGCUCAUAAUGAUUAUCUUCUCAUUCAGUUCUGUAUAACUCCUGAAAUUGGUGCACUGUCAUUAAAUGACAAGUCAGCCUAAUUAAGGGUACUCUGCUGAAAAUGGUAAUAACAACAGAAACAAAAAAUAAAACAUGAAAAAUGUAUUACUGCCUGCAGAUGUUAUAUUUAUAUUCUCAAUUUGCAAUAUUUAAUGUGUGAUAGUUUGCAUUUUUUUAAGUUACUCUUAAUUACAAUUGGUUCAUCAGAAAUUUAUUCAGGAUGUAUGUUGUAAGGGUGAGGUAGUCAGUGAUGGUGAUGGCUGUAGUGUAAAAAGUCAGUGGUGGCCUGUGAAGGAAUAGAGGAUGAGCAUAAGGACUACACCGCCCAUUAAAAAGUAACACAGCCACCCCAUAAUAUUGAUCUUUUUUUUCUUAACUUCAUAAAAUUACAACUUUACAGCCUGUGUCACCACUGAUGAAAGUAAUAUGUAAUUUCAAUCUUUUUCAAUCUUGUUUAUUGUAUGAAGGUUCUAACUGUGCUUUGUAACUAUCAUUGCUCAUGAAUAAUUCAACAAUAAAUUUUUCAUUCCAGCA
Molecule: messenger RNA, 3180 nt
Organism: Cryptotermes secundus
Lineage: Eukaryota; Metazoa; Arthropoda; Insecta; Blattodea; Kalotermitidae
Gene: Snx16
Product: sorting nexin-16
Exons: 7
Coding region: 197-1078 (293 amino acids)
Biological process (GO): endosome to lysosome transport; early endosome to late endosome transport; protein targeting to lysosome
Cellular component (GO): early endosome; late endosome; extrinsic component of endosome membrane
Molecular function (GO): phosphatidylinositol binding
Source: RefSeq, a predicted model, not a curated record